Condylostylus longicornis is the source of this 565-nucleotide messenger RNA. It is a transcript of the gene RpL36, whose product is annotated as 60S ribosomal protein L36. Gene Ontology annotation, molecular function: structural constituent of ribosome. NCBI's taxonomy places the organism in Eukaryota, Metazoa, Arthropoda, Insecta, Diptera, Dolichopodidae. The transcript has 3 exons. Bases 138 to 485 code for a protein of 115 amino acids. Gene Ontology annotation, cellular component: cytosolic large ribosomal subunit; ribosome. Gene Ontology annotation, biological process: cytoplasmic translation. The record is from RefSeq and is a predicted model, not a curated record.
UAACGCUGCAAUUUGCAACUGUCAUAUUUUGACAACGAAACGGAAAUGAAUUUGAAACACAUGUUGGCCAUCUAUAAAAUUCAUGUAAACUUCCUUUCUUCUGACAAAUUUCAUAGCAAUAGGAUUUAAACAGCAACAUGGCUGUUAGGUACGAAAUUUGUAUUGGCUUAAACAAAGGUCAUAAGACUUCUAAAAUCAAAAAUGUUAAGUACACAGGUAACAAAAAAGUUAAAGGACUAAGAGCUUCACGAAUGAAGUGUAUACAAACAAGACAUUUGAAAUUCAUGAGAGAUUUAGUACGUGAAGUUGUUGGUCAUGCACCAUAUGAAAAAAGAUGUAUGGAAUUGUUAAAAGUAUCAAAAGAUAAGCGUGCACUAAAAUUCUUGAAAAGACGACUUGGAACACAUAUUCGUGCUAAAAGGAAGCGUGAAGAAUUGUCCAACAUUUUAACUCAAAUGAGAAAAACCCAAGCACACACCAAAUAAGUUUACUUAUAAUUGGGAUUAAAAUCAAAAUAAAGGGAAAAGAAUUAAAGUGUUAAAAAUUUUUUUUAAUUAAUAAUUUA